Molecule: messenger RNA, 1492 nt
Organism: Scheffersomyces coipomensis
Lineage: Eukaryota; Fungi; Ascomycota; Pichiomycetes; Serinales; Debaryomycetaceae
Gene: THR1
Product: homoserine kinase
Exons: 1
Coding region: 268-1332 (354 amino acids)
Biological process (GO): L-threonine metabolic process
Molecular function (GO): ATP binding; homoserine kinase activity
Source: RefSeq, a predicted model, not a curated record
UCAUAAUUGAUGAUUCAUUUUAUUUUUAUUUUGUUGACUCUUUUUCUCUUUUUGCAUAUCGAACAACAAAACGAUUUUUAAAAAUUAAAUUAAAUUAAAUUAAAUUGAAAAAUUAAGUACGAUUAGGUCAUCGAUUAAGGCUAGUUCUUUCAAGAGAUAACAAAGCGAUUUACGUAUUACAUAGGUUAGAAGAUAGACACGAUCUGACCUUACUUUCCUUUUUAUCUUACACAUCACAUCAUAAAGGUCAUACACAAAAUACCAUCUAUGACAGUCAAACAAUUCCAAGUCAAAGUCCCCGCUUCUUCAGCUAAUAUAGGACCUGGGUUCGAUGUUUUGGGGAUUGGUUUACAAUUAUACUUAACUAUCACCGUCACUAUAGAUCCAUCGAAAGAUACCAGUUCUGAUCCUCAUAAUGUCAAAUUAACCUAUGAAGGAGAUUUAGAACAUAAAGUCCCAUUAUCAUCCGAUAAGAACUUGGUUACUCUGACUGCAUUAUACAUCUUAAGGGCUAAUGGUAUCACUAGUUUUCCAAAGGGUACUUUUAUUCAUGUUAAUAAUCCAAUCCCAUUAGGUAGAGGAUUAGGAUCAUCUGCAUCAGCUAUUGUGGGUGGGAUAAUGUUAGGGAAUGAAAUUGGUGAAUUUAAAUUCUCAAAGAAUAGAUUAUUAGAUUAUUGUUUAUUAAUCGAAAGACAUCCUGAUAAUAUCGCUGCUGCUAUGUUAGGUGGGUUUGUUGGUUCAUAUCUUAAUGAAUUAUCUCCUGAAGAUGAUGAUCAUAUUAAUGUCCCAUUAGAAUAUGUAUUACCAAAAGAUUCUACUCCAAAGGAUAAAUAUCUUAGUAUUCCUCCACCUCAAGAGAUUGGUGAAUAUGUUCAAUAUAAUUGGAAUCAUCAAGUUAAAUGUAUAACCAUUAUCCCAAAUUUCGAAGUUUCAACUGAUGAUGCAAGAGGAGUCUUACCACCAAAUUAUACUAGAAAGGAUAUUGUUUAUAAUUUACAAAGAUUAGCAGUCUUAACUACCGCAUUAACUCAAGAAAAAGUCAAUCAUAAUUUAAUUUAUCAAGCUAUGAAAGAUAAAAUCCAUCAACCUUAUAGAGCAGGAUUAAUUCCAGGUUUAACCAAAGUAUUAUCAAGUUUAACUCCUGAUUCUCAUCCUGGAUUAUGUGGGAUUUGUUUAUCAGGGGCUGGUCCAACGAUAUUAUGCUUGGCUACAUCUAAUUUCGAUUCCAUUGCUGAAUCUGUCAUUGAUAUUUUUAAAGCUGCUGGUGUGGAAUGUAGUUGGAAAUUAUUGGAUUUAGCAUAUGAUGGUGCUGUUGUUGAACAACAAAAUUAAUCCUAUUCCUUUCGACUGUAAUUAGAAAAAUACCCAUUCUUAUAACAUGUUCUACUUAUGUAUAUACUCCUAUCCCGAUAAAUAUAAAAAAGUUUUUAGAUUGCUUGCUUUAUCAAUAUCUAUCAUUCUAAUUAUAACUUCUAAUUCGUAAAUUAUUAUU